CCACCUGAUCAAAAUUAAAGUCAUAUGGUUACGGACUUCACUCUACAAGCCUACCCUUGAAGGAAUCUAAUCAAAGAUGGACCUUUAUAUUUGGAGGAAUCCUCGUAAAGAUGGGCGGUAACAUUUUGAAAAAGAAAACAAAGCACAAGCAUUUUAGUCAGUCACCCAAGCUUCUGAGAGCAGGUACACCAUGGCAUCCCAGCCAGACCUCCCUAGCCCCAGCCUUCCCAUGAGCAUGGACUACUUCAACUGGAGCCUGCGUCUGCAGGUCAUUGGCCUAGGAUUUGGUUUCUACUCUGCCGUCUUCGUCGUGUGUCACUUGCUGUCGGUUGCCCUCUGCUCAACCUAUCGCUCACUGCCCACCAAAGAGAAGGUUUUCUGGGACUUGGCAGCCACAAGGGCAGUAUUUGGGCUCCAGAGCACAGUUGUGGGACUACGCACCCUGACAGAGGAUUCGGCUUUGUUUGAAGACAAGGUACGGGGACAGGAGGAUUGGUCGUGGUUCAAUGUGCUGACAGCCACUGGCUUCUUCCUCUUUGAGAAUGUGGCUCUGCACGCUUCCAGCGUGGCCUUUGGCAACUUUGAUGUGCCACUGGCAGUGCACCACUUCUUUGCCCUGUCAGGGUUCGCUGGGGCUGUGGUGUGGGAUUCGCUGGGCCACUUUCUGCCCAUGGUCACUCUGCUGCUGGAGAUGAGCACACCCUUCACCUGUAUCUCCUGGAUGCUUCUAAAGGCUGGUUGGGCGCGGACCUCCUUCUGGAGAGCCAACCAGUGGGUGAUGAUCCACAUGUUCCACUGCCGCAUGGUGCUCACCUACUACAUGUGCUGGGUGAGCUGGAAGCACUGGGGAGAGAUGAAGGUCCACGUGCCGCUGCCCCAGCGGCUGCUCUUCUUCACGGGCCUGGCCCUGCUCACCGUCGUCAUCAACCCCAUCUGGACCCACAAGAAGACCAUGCAGCUGCUCAACCCCGUGGACUGGAACUUCAGCGACAAGCCUGCUCCAGAGAACGGGCCUUCCAGGGAGAGGCCCAAGCAGCACACAAGCUGAGAGGUGUCAGGGCACCUAGUGGGGCUCUAGAGGAACAAACAGAAAAGCUUUAAGAUGAAGCCACACAUGGGUCACAAGAAUGUUUUUUUUUUUCUACUGCCCUUUUGGAUUGGUAUUGAGAAGUACUGAAAGGGUUCAAAGUGGACUGAUGCCCUUCAAAUGUUUUUCAGGUUAAAGUUAUCAUCAAAUUUGUAGCCACUUAUUUUUGAGUAUUUGGCUAAUGCUAUAUUUAGAAUGUUGCAAACAUGUGUUUUUCAAAGCUAGUUAGGUAGGAGGGGGUCAUUUUAUAUAGUCUCUUAACUAAAGCUCUAUUAGUCUUACAAAUUGUUAGUAUGUGGUCUAUAGGUUACCAGUAUUUUUGUGUUUGCUGGUCUGUUGGCUGUUCAAGAUUCAUAUAGCUCAACAAUCCAUGUGUUACAUUUUAGAGUGUUACGAUGUCAUGAGUGAAGGUAUGUCGUAUUUGUGAGGUUUUGUGUCAGAAACUCCAUGAAGAAUAAUGCCGUUAGCACCCGUUAGGCUUUAAACACGAGUCAGCAGUUGGAGAAUGAGGUGUUGACUAGUUAGAACACAUUCAAGCCUUGGGGCUUGACUUGUGAAGAGUCUACAUUCUUCCCAGAAAACUGGGCACAUUUUGGUCAAAACAAGAUUACUACAAAUACUUGUGAAAUAUUUGAAUCCUUUCAUACUGUAAACAUUCAGACCAUAAGUCUAAUAUCAUGUUGUCAUAUUUAAUAUUAACUCAAAAGCACUGUUAAACGAGUUCAGAAAGUAUGACUUCACUGAUUGCAGUUGUGAUGAAGCACAAAUGUGCUGUUGCCUUCCAUAGUUCAUAUUUCACCAUGAACGAGAGUACUAUAUAUUAUCAUUCAAAAUAAGCAUUUUUCUUCUCAAAUGUGUGGAUGUUAUUUAAAGUAAGCAGACAUCGAAUACAUAUCUUUUACUGAACAUUUGGCAGAGAAGGGGGGCAGUGGAGACCUUGUGAGUCCUUAAAACACUUCUGCCUGCUCUCCCCAGCCUCAUGUGUAGUAUGGGCUCACAGUAGUGGUUUGAAGUGAUACAAAGCCUUUUGUAAUGACUCAAUACCCACAUAUGUGUGCUUGAAAGUAAUUCAAAGUCACUUUGAUAUCAAACUGAUUAAUUAGUGACUUACAACUUCACAGCAAUAAAUCAGAAAGAGAAAAGAAUCAAUACAUUGUGUAACAAGUGUAAUACAUGACCCAGCAGUGGAGCCUAAAUCUACGCAUAAGGCUCUAUUUCACAUUUGUAUGCUCAAAUAGGUCAUCUAAUGUUUAACAUGAGGCUGCAUUUAGCAAUAAAAGCUCUAGUUUUUGCACCUGACAAUACAUGUUAAUGACAGUGGCCCUAGCAGUAGUAAUAUUGCCUCUUGUACACUACCUCAAUUUGUCAUAAAGUGGAGAGAAAUCAUUGUUCCACUGGCUUUUCCAUGGUUAUUGAUUUGAUCUGCUUUUAGACAGUGUUUUCCUCCAAGGGAAGGAACUUUGCUUGCACAGUUAACAUUUCAGAUGUUAGACAUUGUUGAGUCGCAUAUUAACAACUGACACACUGCCAGACUGGUCCCUUUGUUGCAGCCUUAACUGAUUAAUACCUUUUGAAAUAAUAAAUACUCCAAUCAAACCUUUUGCUCUUCUUCAUUCAAUCGUCAUUUUCAGUUCCCCUUUCAUUUGUUAGAAGGCGCUAGAUGCUAAUUCAAAUUGGGAAUUUAAGCUGACACAGGCACAAGAGAGUGGAUUGCCUCUUUAAGAAUGGCCUUUGUCCAAACUGCUUCGUGGAUUUUCUCGUGUAUCUAAUCUGUGUUUGGGUUUUUAUAAAUGUGCCUUAUCCAUAUUCGAAUCACCUUAUGCCCUUGGGAAAUGUGUGGUUCACUCCUUGUUUAUGGUGUGGUAAAAGGAAGUGAUUAUUGCUAUAUUGUGGCACGAGUGUCAUUGAAACUGUAAAUGUUUAAACUGUUGGAAAAACAUUGGCAAUGGACCCCCCUCCAAGACCGAUACAGAUGAAAUAACUUGAACAUCAGCAAACGUAUUAAAGCUUUACUUUUUAAACAUCUA
Clupea harengus (Atlantic herring) is the source of this 3114-nucleotide messenger RNA. It is a transcript of the gene cln8, whose product is annotated as CLN8 transmembrane ER and ERGIC protein. Gene Ontology annotation, cellular component: membrane; endoplasmic reticulum. Lineage: Eukaryota; Metazoa; Chordata; Actinopteri; Clupeiformes; Clupeidae. The record is from RefSeq and is a predicted model, not a curated record. Gene Ontology annotation, molecular function: ceramide binding. Gene Ontology annotation, biological process: phospholipid metabolic process; nervous system development; lipid homeostasis.